Molecule: messenger RNA, 3920 nt
Organism: Amphiprion ocellaris (clown anemonefish)
Lineage: Eukaryota; Metazoa; Chordata; Actinopteri; Pomacentridae
Gene: mat2aa
Product: methionine adenosyltransferase II, alpha a
Exons: 9
Coding region: 251-1441 (396 amino acids)
Biological process (GO): S-adenosylmethionine biosynthetic process
Cellular component (GO): methionine adenosyltransferase complex; cytosol
Molecular function (GO): ATP binding; methionine adenosyltransferase activity
Source: RefSeq, a predicted model, not a curated record
UCUGAGCUCACCGACAGCAUUGGCUGCAGAGGGAUGACUUGAGGGCUCUGGAGAAGUUGUUCAGGCGAAUAAAUACAGCUGUCCGCCUCGUUUGACUUCCACCCGGCGUUGCUACACUUGAAUAUCCGCGGCAGCUUCGUGUGUGAAAGCAGGAGACCAAAGUUAAAGGCUACCAAAGUGUCCCCGGCUCCUUCUAAGCUGCAUUAACGCAGGCAUCAGCUCGGCUAGCUCGUUAGCUAACUGUGUGAAAAUGAACGGCCACCUGAACGGCUUCCACAACGACUCCGUCUACGAUGAAGACUGCUUCCUCUUCACCUCUGAAUCCGUCGGAGAAGGACACCCCGAUAAAAUAUGCGACCAAAUCAGUGACGCCGUGUUGGAUGCCCACCUCAGACAAGACCCUGAUGCCAAAGUAGCAUGUGAGACUGUUGCUAAGACGGGGAUGAUCCUGCUGGCGGGGGAGAUCACCUCCAGGGCCCACGUCGACUACCAGAAGAUUGUCAGGGAUGCUAUCAAGCACAUUGGAUAUGACGACUCCUCCAAAGGCUUUGACUAUAAGACCUGCAACGUGCUGGUGGCUUUGGAGCAGCAGUCCCCUGACAUCGCUCAGGGUGUUCAUCUGGAUCGCAAAGAGGAGGACGUGGGAGCCGGCGACCAGGGUCUGAUGUUUGGGUAUGCCACCGAUGAGACCGAGGAGUGUAUGCCUCUCACUAUUGUCCUGGCUCACAAGCUGAAUGCCAAGAUGGCGGAAUUACGACGAGAUGGAACGCUGCCGUGGCUCCGACCCGACUCCAAAACUCAGGUGACUGUUCAGUACAGGCAGGACAGAGGAGCCAUGGUGCCGCUGCGUGUCCACACCAUUGUGAUCUCUGUGCAGCACGACGAGUGCGUAAGUUUGGAAGAGAUGCGUCAUCGUCUGAAGGAGCAGGUGGUGAAAGCUGUGGUUCCCAGUGGGUACCUGGACGAUGACACCAUCUACCAUCUGCAGCCCAGCGGCCGCUUUGUCAUCGGAGGACCACAGGGUGAUGCCGGCCUGACUGGGCGUAAGAUCAUUGUUGAUACUUAUGGAGGUUGGGGAGCUCAUGGAGGCGGUGCUUUUUCUGGGAAGGACUACACAAAGGUUGACCGCUCUGCAGCUUAUGCUGCCCGCUGGGUGGCCAAAUCUCUUGUAAAAGCUGGACUCUGUAAGCGUGUCUUGGUCCAGGUCUCCUAUGCUAUUGGAGUUGCCCAUCCCCUCUCUGUCUCCAUCUUCCACUACGGGACCUCCCAGAAGAGCGAAAAGGAGCUGUUGGACAUCGUGAAGAAUAACUUUGACCUCCGUCCAGGAGUUAUCGUGAGGGAUCUUGACCUGAAGAAGCCCAUCUACCAGGGCACAGCAGCUUAUGGUCACUUUGGUCGUGACGUCUUUUCAUGGGAGGUGCCCAAGAAGCUGAAAUACUGAACCUCUCUUCUCUCCUAGCAGGCUUUAGGUGUACUGCAGAAAAUUCUGUGUUUGUCGACCGUCCUUCUCUUCCUUCUUCUCUUCCCUCUUUCUCCUCACACCCACAAUCACAUCACAAGAGCCUCUGUUAGAUUAAAAAAAUGCCCUUUAUCCACUUGUUAGCACAGAUCCGGAAAGAGAAAACAAUAGUUACUUUAGUUGCCAACAUCUACCAAUCUGAGUGGUGCUACCAGCCAUUAUUCAUCUAUUUGGUGGUGAUUAAUGAUCAUCUAGUUUCCUGACACCACGAGUAAACAGUGCACUCACUUGUUAAUCAGAAAAUCUGUUAAGUAUUAUUAACGCUGUAUUAAAACUACAUUUAUGACAGAUUUCCAGCAUGUGUUUUCCAGUAAUGAGAACAUUUCUAGUAUUGCGGAACCUUUAAAUACAGAAACUCACUGCAGUAUAGUCGCCUCCGCCAAGAAGUUUCUGUUUUUGUUACCGUUUCUCUGCAUUAUGACACAAAAACUACCAGGCUGGUGUUCAUGAAACUUGGUGGAGAGGUGGAGUACAGGCACAGGAAGAACGCUUUAAUGUUUGACCAGGAUUAGGAUGUGAAACGGCAUAUCAAAGAAAAGUGAACUUUUAGCCUUGGCAGAGGUCUUUGCUCUCCGUGAGCCCGACUAGUUGUAGAAGUGAAAGCAUCCUCUGUUGCGUUGUCCUUACAUGUCAACGUGUUAUUUCCACUUUUGCCUAACUUUAUUGGGUUAAAGGCAGUUUAGCAUCGCAAAAACAUCUUCUCUGUUUCCCUCACACUCCUCCUUCUCUGUUUUUAUAGUUUUUAGGACACAAAUGGGGUCAAACGCAACAGUUUUCUUAUUGUUUAUUUUUUACUUGUGCUCACCCUUCAGGCCAUUUUUUCUUUUCUGACGUUUUACAGAGAAGUCAGAAGCUGCUAACGACCUUGUGGUUCUGUUGGGUUGCACCAUGAAAUCACUCCAUUUUUGUAAUUUAUUUUGUAGGUUUAAAUGUCAUGUGAAUAAUCCAAAUUAUGUUAAAUGUGUCAAUGUUCUGCUGAAUCAAGAUAAAGACACUGUAUUUACCCUUCCUGGGACCGACUCUGGGUGUAGCUACAGAGAAACCCAGACUCCGUCGCUCCUAGGCCGGGACUGCCUUUAUCUCACGGCAACACUGUACUUGAAAUAAUUUAUAUAAUUGCGUUUGACGGACCUAACAGUUCAACCAGCAAGGACAGACAACUGAAUAACAUGUGCCACACGUUUUUGUAUCUGAAAACUGUUUUCCACUCCACGUGGAGAGUCAAAGUGGCCUGGUACGGAAGACCACGAAGAGCAGAGCAUCAGAAAGACAAAGAAAGAAGCAGCACACAGUCAGUGAAUGUAAGACAUGGUAUUGUGACUGUUGCCUUCUUGGCAGAGUUAGUUCCUGGAGCUCCCAAAAAAUUGAACAGGCUUCUGUUUUGAAUGUUACAUGUGCUGAAGUUGUCAAAACGAAUGUUGAGGUCGCAGCCGGCGCGUUCCUUUUAAAUUAUUUAUUUAUUUGUUUUUUAAAACAUAGGUCUGUUCUUUACAUCGUACCCCAUGGGUUAUUAAUGGCACACUGGGUUUGCAAGGCUUGCCCCCUCUUCUUGUUCUUUUAUAAACUGUUGGUUGGAGUUUAUGUUCAAGAAAUGGAGAUAAAUAAGAUGUGGAAAGGAGCAUGACAAGAGACCACGGCUAAAUUUGAACCUAAGACAUUAAUGAAUACACAGUAUAUGCCUUUGAAUGCUUCCCCAGUUGUCUUUCUCCUUCACUCCAACAAAAGUUAGCUGUCAGCCUAAGUGAGAUCAAUGUUUAACGUAUUAAAUCAUCACGGUUGGUUGCUGGUCAGCGAUUUGUGCAGUUAGUGAGAUUAAAAUAUGUGUACAUCAUGUAACUAGAUGGCGCCGUGUCCCCACAAAUAGUACUGAAAUGAAGACUUCUAGUUUGGCUCCUUUGGCACCACCUUGUGCUUUCCUCACUGAGCUACAGACACUUCAGGUAACGACCACAUAGUGGUGCUGUGAGCUAGUCUGUGCGACAAUCCGGUGAAAGUACACAACCUCACAAGGAUUUUUUUUACAAUGCGUUUUCUUCCUCCAGCUCCUCUACAGGUGAGACCGAUGAUUGGUUGGUGUUGUACAGAGAAACCAGCCUGUUUACGUGGUCUCCUGUGGAGGACUUAAAGAGCUUUUUCCUGUUAAAAUUGUUUUGUAAAACUUUGAAUGUGAGUCUCGGUGUGUUUGCUAAAUGUGUAAAAGUGCCUUCUCUCACUCCCUGCAAAUGCCCCCAACUUGUACCCCUAAACACAUGACUUCUUUGACCUCUUUGGCCCUUUCCUCCCACUUGUACCCCGAGGUUACAAACGUCACCACCUCACUGGUUCAUACUGGUGAGUCUGAGUUGUUGCUGAGUUUCUCUUUUAAACUGCUGAAAUAAACUGCACUCUUGCUUUGUGCUUA